Molecule: messenger RNA, 840 nt
Organism: Monascus purpureus
Lineage: Eukaryota; Fungi; Ascomycota; Eurotiomycetes; Eurotiales; Aspergillaceae
Source: the annotation of a GenBank genome assembly
AUGGCGUCCGAAUUCAAGCCUACGCCGAUGGACAUUUCCGUCAUUAUAUCUACACCAGCUUCAGUGGAAGCUGAACCGGGUUUCGCGACCGAGCGCCGCAUUACACCCACAUGGUCAGUCAUACAAUUGAAGUCAAAGCUAGAAACCAUGACCGGUGUCCCUCCUGGUAGCCAGCGAUUACGACUCAAAACUCCCGGACGUACUGAUCAAUGGAUUGAGGGCAAUAAUACGAUUAUUGGGGAUUUGGGAUUGGCAAAGGGGUGUGAAAUAGAGGUACACGAUACACGUCCCCAAGCGCUGCGACCAAAUUUCAACGACCUGUCUUCCGUCGAAAAAUACGUUCUCCCUGAUUCAAAAUACGAGUCACUAUCAAAUUCCGUUUUGGCGUGGAAAAAGAAUCAAAAACUAGGUCGUUUUGACCCUAAUGCGCAGUCACCAGAAGAGUUGAGGCGCAAUCAGGCAGAGAAGGAUGUAGCGGAGGUCAAGAAAAGAGAUAUCGCCGUUUCAAAACGUGCUAUUAUCCUGCCUUCAUCUCCGCCUCAUGUUCGACGUGGUACUGUCCGCUUUGUUGGUCCAGCACCGACAAUUCCGUUCCCAGGGAUUAAGAAAACAGCCGCAGAGGAUGAAGCAAAUUCCGACACUGGUCCCCUGCCAAUCUGGGUCGGAAUUGAACUUGAUGAACCAAUGGGCAAAAACGACGGGACAAUUGGCGGCAGGCGCUAUUUCGCCUGCCCUAACAAUAGUGGCAUCUUCGUGAAGCCGGAAAAAGUUGAAGUGGGCGACUUCCCCCCGUUGGAACUAGAUGACAACCUGGAAGAUGGGAACAUGGAAGAAAUGUGA